AUGGGCAAAGCCUCUGAGAUGCACCAGGUCACUGGAGUGCAUGAAGCCACUGAGAUGCCUAAGGCCACCAAGAAGCCCACCAAGAUGCCCCAAACCACCAAAAUCCUCAAUACCACCCAGAUGCACAGAGCCACCAAAGUGCACAAAGCCAGGUCUCCUUCCCGCGACGUCCUCCUCGUCUCAGCCAUCAUCACCGUCAGCCUUAGUGUCACCAUCGUCCUCUGCGGGAUCUGUCAGUGGUGCCAGCGCAAACUGGGGAAGCGUUACAAGACUUCCCUGGAGACUGUGGGAACUCCGGAUUCCAGCAGAGGCCGCAGUGAAAAGAAAACCAUCAACCAGCUGCUCCUGGCCAAGGGUACCUCCCCUCCUGGUGGCCCACUCUCCCCAGGCUCUGAGGACGACGAGGCCCACGAUGGCAUCACCCGGGAGAACCUGGGCCGCAUCCAGUUCAGCGUCGGCUACAACUUCCAGGAGUCCACCCUGACUGUCAAGAUCAUGAAGGCACAGGAGCUGCCAGCCAAGGACUUCAGUGGCACCAGCGACCCCUUUGUCAAGAUCUACCUGCUCCCCGACAAGAAGCACAAGCUGGAGACCAAGGUGAAGCGGAAGAACCUCAACCCGCACUGGAACGAGACCUUCCUCUUCGAAGGGUUCCCUUAUGAGAAGGUGGUGCAGAGGGUGCUGUACCUCCAGGUCCUGGAUUACGACCGCUUCAGCCGCAACGACCCCAUCGGGGAGGUGUCCAUCCCCCUCAACAAGGUGGACCUCACCCAGAUGCAGACCUUCUGGAAGGACCUGAAGCCGUGCAGUGAUGGCAGUGGAAGCCGCGGGGAGCUGCUGCUGUCUCUGUGCUACAACCCCUCCGCCAACUCCAUCGUGGUGAACAUCAUCAAAGCCCGGAACCUCAAAGCCAUGGACAUCGGGGGCACGUCAGACCCCUACGUGAAGGUGUGGCUGAUGUACAAGGACAAGAGGGUGGAGAAGAAGAAGACGGUGGUGAUGAAGCGGUGCCUGAACCCCGUCUUCAACGAGUCCUUCUCCUUCGACAUCCCCACCGAGCGGCUGCGCGAAACCACCAUCGUCAUCACCGUCAUGGACAAGGACAGGCUGAGCCGCAACGAUGUCAUAGGCAAGGUGGGUCUGGGGGGGACAGGUGGAGGACAGCCAGGUGGCCCUGUCAAGCUGGACAGGCAGGUGGCACCGUGGUGGGGGCCUUCUGUGGUGGUUUUCUCCCCGUCGUCUCCCAGUUGCUGGGGCUCGGCUGGUGCAG
Chaetura pelagica (chimney swift) is the source of this 1270-nucleotide messenger RNA. It is a transcript of the gene SYT7, whose product is annotated as synaptotagmin VII. NCBI's taxonomy places the organism in Eukaryota, Metazoa, Chordata, Aves, Apodiformes, Apodidae. The transcript is spliced from 8 exons. Gene Ontology annotation, biological process: cellular response to calcium ion; calcium-ion regulated exocytosis; regulation of calcium ion-dependent exocytosis. Gene Ontology annotation, molecular function: SNARE binding; calcium ion binding; phosphatidylserine binding. The record is from RefSeq and is a predicted model, not a curated record. The annotation marks the transcript as partial. Gene Ontology annotation, cellular component: synapse; membrane; axon.